GGGGUAAAGCUGUCAAACGGAUCACAACAAAACAAAAAAAAUAUCGCAAGCUUAAAAAAAGUUGAGUUUUUUAGAUUUUCGUGAAAAUUUCACAAAAACUCACCCAAAAUGGGUGGUGGCGACUUGAACACGAAAAAAUCAUGGCACCCGAGCACGUUCAAGAACCAGGAGCGCGUCUGGAAGGCGGAACAGGCGGACGCCGCGGAAAAGCGCAAACUGGCCGAGCUGCAGCACGAAAUCAAUGAGGAGCGCAAUCGGGAGGAGCUGAAGACGAUCGCCAAAAAGUCGGGCCUGCUGCCGGACGAUGGCAGCGGAGACCGCAAGCUGGAGUGGAUGUACAAGGGACCGGCCGUUAACCGGGAGGAGUAUCUGCUGGGGCGGACCGUGGACAAAACUUUUGAGACGAUGGACGCCCAGGAGAAGGCCUCGGCAGCGGCGUCCGGAUCUGGGGUGGGAAUUUCCCAGCCGAAGAACCACGUCGAGCACGAGUGCAUUCCGUUCUCGAUCCGGCAGUACAAGGGGCUGGAGGGCACGGAACAAGUGGAUAUGGUUCGGAAGUUGAUGGAGGACCCGCUGAUGCAGAUCAAGCAGAAGGAGGUCGAGAGCCGGCAGAAGAUUCUGGAGAAUCCGGUCAAGCUGAAGGAGCUGCACCGGCUGCUGAAAAGUGACCAGUCGAUCCGGGGGAAGGACCGAGAGCGGGACCGGAAGGGUGGCAAGAAGAAGGACAAAAAGGAUAAGAAGAAGAAAUCGAAGAAAAAGCGAAAGGGAUCUGAGUCUUCCGACGGUUCCGACGAUUCCGGAGGAGGAGAUUUGGAUAAGAUACUAGCAGAAAAGUACAAAAAGGUUCAAAACUCAAUGGAAAAGCAGGAGGAGGUCAGUCUGGACAAGCUGCUAUCGAUGAAGUAUCAGAAACUGUCCAAAGAGUUGAACAAGAUGGCCAAACCGAAAAAGUCCAAGAAGAAAAAGGACCGCCGUCGAAGUCGCUCCUCGGAAGACUCCGAAUCGGACUCGGAUUCCGACGGAAGAGAACCUGCCAAGCGGAGACGCGACUCUUCUCGGGAUCGAAACCGUCCUGGGCCGUCGAGGGUGCGGGAACGAUCGAUAAGCCGUGAUCGUCACCGUCGAAAUCGCUCAAAAAGUCCCAAAAGAAGGGAAGAACGCAAGCGUUCUCGCAGCCCUGCAAAACCUUCCCGAGAACCUGCUCCCCGCGGUCGGCGAACUCCCGUUCCGAGCAGCUCGUCCGAGUCGUCACCGGAACCGACCCACCGUAGACGGAACGACUCCGACGACGAAGAUGAACGCCGUCCAAAACCCAAAAACUUUGGCCUCGUGUCCGCUUCCGGGAAGAAACUCGAGCUGAACAAGCGGGACGAAGUGCGCCUCUACAAGCGGGAGGAAAUAAAGGCGCACCAGUCGAGCCAGAAGCCAACGUGGACGCGGCCGGAACGGAAGGCAGCGCCACUGACGGAGGAGGAAAUGGAAGCGAAGCGGCGGGCCAUGAUGAGCAACGCCGAGUGGCGCGAUCGCGAACGUCAGCAGAACGUGAAGCGGUACGACGACGAGGACCGGAAGCUGGAGGAACGCGACGGGCCGAAACGCUACGACAAGGACUUUGUCAUGAAGCAGUUUAAGCACGCGGCGAAUAACGAGACCGUCGAGAAGCGGAUCAAGUCGAACAGGAAUAAUAUUCAGCGCAGUGGCGGAUCGAUGAAUGAUAAUUUUGCGAGGAGAUAGAGGGAGAGAGGCGAGGGAAUGUAUUGGGACUCGA
This is a messenger RNA of Culex pipiens pallens (northern house mosquito), 1768 nucleotides long. RefSeq names its product pre-mRNA-splicing factor CWC25 homolog (gene Cwc25). The record is from RefSeq and is a predicted model, not a curated record. Gene Ontology annotation, cellular component: U2-type spliceosomal complex. Gene Ontology annotation, biological process: mRNA splicing, via spliceosome. Lineage: Eukaryota; Metazoa; Arthropoda; Insecta; Diptera; Culicidae. The transcript has 3 exons. Bases 109 to 1734 code for a protein of 541 amino acids.